UCCAUCUUCUUUACUGCCUCUUGGUGAAAUCCAGUGAAAAUAUGAUUAUUUAUCUGAGGCGACGAUUCCUCACUUCAACUUGACUCCUACUGGUCCAGCUUUCAUAGGAUCGGUUUCUUUGAUAGAAGUGGAAAAGUAUUGGGUUGAUUUCAGGCCGUUGUUCUGGUGUCCCACCUGUUCUUUUAGUACUGUUUCCUUUUUGUUUCUGGCAAUCAGUCAUCCUGCUCAAUAACUUACAAAGAUUUUGUUUUCAAGAGAAUCUUCUAUAGUAAGUUUCUAGAUUCAGCUAGACGUUUACUUCUGUCUUAUUAAGGAGAAGUACUGGUUUGGCUGGUUUGGGAAUUGCAUCCAAAUUUCUUGCAGUGUGGGUUUCACCCAGGAGCUGCAGAAAACUGGAUUUGGAACUUUGGUGUCAAGAUUUGGAGUUUGAACUCUGAAGUAAGAUUCAGGACAGAAGCUUGGUGAUGUAUCUUCAGAUUUUCAACAACCCAUGUCAUGGCUUAGCUCAUGUAUGCUACUCUAGUCGGGUUUCGUGUAAGGUAAGACUGAGUCGUGUCCUUGCCAUGCCACCGUCUUCAAUCCUCUUGCAUAUGGACGAAAGCAAUGAUCUUCCCAAGCCCAAGAAGGGUUUUUGUCCAAGUGAGGAUUCGAGAAACAGUUUAAACAGUCUUUCUGCAGAUUCUUUGCUUAGGCAGGCUAACACAGUGGGGAUAAUUGGAGGCGUUUCAACUGAUUCCACUCUGAAAUUUGUAAAGAAACUCGUGGAUUGGAGCUCAAAAGAUGGUAAAAGCUCGUUACCCUUUGUGCUGUGCUCGGAUCCUGCACUCAACAAGGAGCUUCUCUUAUACGAGGAAAACUCGUAUCCUUCUCUUUACCAUAGAGCAGAGAGUACUCCGGUGGAUCCAAAGCUAAUUGUGGGGAAUCUAAGGAAUAAGAGGAGAUAUCUUGAGAAAUGUGGAGCUAAAUUAAUCUUAAUGCCCUGUCAUAUUGCACAUAUAUGGUAUGAAGAGGUUUGUGAAGGGAGUUCAGUUCCUCUGCUUCACAUGGGUGAAUGCAUUGCUAAAGAGCUCCAAGAGGCAAAAAUGAAGCCCCUUGAAGCUGGGAAUCCUCUGCGUGUGGGUGUGAUGGCCACUAGUGCCACGUUAUCCGCAGGGUUCUACCAGGAGAAACUUCAAAGCAAUGGAUUUGAGGCAGUGCUUCCAGACAAGGCGACAAUGGAGCACACGGUGAUCCCAUCCAUAGAAGCAAUGAAGAGAGAAGACAUGGAAGGAGCACGGAACCUUCUGAGGAUAGCGUUGCAGGUAUUGCUAGUGCAGGCGGUAAACGUGGUGAUGCUCGGGUCAGAUGAGAUGCGGGACCUCUUGCCAGGGGAUGAUCCUCUGCUAAAGAAGUGUGUUGAUCCAAUGGAUGCACUCGCAAGGUCUGCCAUCAAAUGGGCAGAGAAUCAAUGCUCUUAAGGGAGUUUGUGUGUAUGUUUGUAUAUAUGUGAAUAGAAAUAUAGCUCGGCUGGGGUGAAAUUACCAAAGUGUAAGCCGGCGUUUGAUAGAAAAAUCAAAACCAAAGUCUCAACAUGUAUUGGUCAACACAAGUGUGAACAUGUCUAAAGCAAAAAAAAGUUUGAACAUGUGUUGGCUUGGAUGCAAUGUGUAAUAUCCCUUAUUGUUACAGACAUUUAUUAAUGGAAUAAAAAGAAGAGUUUUGUGAAA
This is a messenger RNA of Arabidopsis lyrata subsp. lyrata, 1706 nucleotides long. Its product is annotated as probable amino-acid racemase. The coding region runs from base 465 to 1457 and encodes 330 amino acids. The transcript has 4 exons. The record is from RefSeq and is a predicted model, not a curated record. Lineage: Eukaryota; Viridiplantae; Streptophyta; Magnoliopsida; Brassicales; Brassicaceae.